Messenger RNA from Podospora bellae-mahoneyi, 1296 nucleotides. RefSeq lists its product as uncharacterized. Gene Ontology annotation, molecular function: oxidoreductase activity. The coding region runs from base 374 to 1291 and encodes 305 amino acids. The transcript is spliced from 3 exons. The record is from RefSeq and is a predicted model, not a curated record. NCBI's taxonomy places the organism in Eukaryota, Fungi, Ascomycota, Sordariomycetes, Sordariales, Podosporaceae.
AAACAUCAAUAUCUGUUAACAAAAGUUCUAGUAUCAUCCUCUUACUUACAUCGUUGCUCCAUCCCUGGCGUCAGUCAUGAUGUGUCUUUUAGUUUUCCCCGAUGAUAGCUACCGACUUUGGAAAGUCGCAUUUCUGACCCCGCGUUGCACCAUCCCCAUUGCAUUACCCCAUCCAUUCUGCUUGUUUGCCGCCAUCACACGCCAGUCUUGCAACAUAGGCUGAUAUCACUCUCGGCAUAUAAACAGAUACGUUUGCCCCUUUUCUCCAACUUUUUCUCCUCAUCGCUAUCUCCAACACAUUCUUCGUCUUUCACAUCUGUUCCCCUCCCACAAACACACUUCACCACUGCUUCAUUCUUCCGGUCAAAACACAAUGGUCUCCGUCAAAACCGUCGCCGUCCUCGGCGGAACCGGCAACCUAGGCCCCUCCAUAGUCCACGAACUCCUCUCAGCAGGCUUCACAGUCACAGGCCUAACCCGUUUCUCCUCUGCCAACUCCACCCCCGCCUACCCCGACAGUGUGACUGUCCACAAAGUCGAUUUUGGAUCUUUUGACUCCCUUAAGGAUGCCUUUUCAGGCCAGGACGCUGUUGUCUCUGUGGUCGGCAGCCCAGGGGUUUCAGCCCAGAGACUAGCUGUUGACGCUGCUAUUGCUGCGGGAGUGAAGAGGUUUAUCCCGAGCGAGUUUGGGGUUAACACGCGGAAGGUGAGGGACAGGCCGAUGGGAGCGAUACUGAGGGGGAAGGUGGAGGUGGUGGAUUAUUUGAUUGAGAGAGAGAGAGAGAUUGAGUGGACGGGGGUGAGUACGGGGUUGUUUUUUGACUGGGGUUUGGAGAAGCACGGCUUGAGCACCAUCAACCUUGACGAUAAAACAUCAUCCAUUGUCGACUCGGGAAACGAAAAGUUUCAAGUGAGCACGCUUGCGCAGGUGGGCAGGGCGGUUGUCGGGGUUUUGAAGCAUCUGGAGGAGACGAGGAAUAGGUAUCUCGUCACGUCGUCAUUCCAGGUGUCGCAGAACGAGAUUAUACAGGCUGUGGAGGAGCUGACGGGGGAGAAGUACCCUGUUGUGAAGAGAGAGAGGGCGGAGGACUUGCAAAGGGCUGGGGAGGAGAAGCUUGCUGUGGGGGAUUAUAGGGCUUUUAUUGAUUUUCUGAGGGCGUAUAAUAAUGCGGACGGGGCAGGGAAUGCGGUGGGGGAGGAGGAGAGUUCGAAUGGGUUGGUUGGGUUGGAGGAGGAGGAUCUGAGAGAGUGUGUGAGAGGGUGGUUGGUGAGGGCGGGGGUUAUUUCCUGAGUUUG